Penaeus chinensis is the source of this 1800-nucleotide messenger RNA. RefSeq lists its product as uncharacterized. The record is from RefSeq and is a predicted model, not a curated record. The coding region runs from base 136 to 888 and encodes 250 amino acids. The transcript has 2 exons. Lineage: Eukaryota; Metazoa; Arthropoda; Malacostraca; Decapoda; Penaeidae.
AUACCACGGAAUAAUUCCAGGAAGUGCCACACAUCGUUUUAAAGGAAGUGAGCGCUCGGAUCUCGGACCAGUUGCUCCCCAGAAUCCAUUGACUCUCCAUUGUGCGAAGAAAACUCCGGUCGACAAUAGGCAAGCAUGGUAUUGGGCACGUGGACAGAGGCUUUACAAACUGACGGCGGCUAUGUUAUGGCCCAGGUCACAAAGAGGCUCUACGAGGGCGGUAGCUUGCGUCCCGAUGAUUACUAUAAAAAAGUACCAUCCCUUGGAUAUGGGACAUAUAAAAGGGACUUCGACUGGAAUCAGCAGCAGAUCAUUGAGUCUUGCGGUCGCAGUUUUGACAUCUGGAACGAGACAGCAAAUUUCGAUAUCAGCUUGCAUUGGAUUCUCCUGAAGAAUACAUGUGGCCUGAAACCCACAGACAACAUAUACAAACUUCUAAAAAUCCUUGUUAAGAAAAGGAACGAUGCAAGUCAUCCAAACGAUAGCUUUGACAUUGAUGUGGACAACAUCAACGAAAAACUAGAUGAGCUUCUGUCUCUCUACAUGGAGAUUCUCGACUGCUUGGAGGAACUCUGCUCCAACGAUCUGACAGCGGUUAAGAGACAAAUCACCCUUUCAGUAAAGGGAAAGAAACUCAAUCGCGUUCGCAGCUCUUCGUGUCUGGCAAGCCCUGUAAUAAGGCGAGAAGUCGUUCCCUACAACCCCAGUCGACAGAAGGAAAGCUCGGGAUUGGAUAAGGGCUUGGUUAUCGGCGGAGGAAUAGCUGUGGCGGGCGCGGCUGUUCUGGGUCUGGCGUCUCUCCUCUCCUCGAAGAGCGAGGGCCAGAAGAGAGAGCGUCAGAGGGCGAGUAACCGGACGAGCAAUGACGAAGAAUGUGUCGUGAUGUAAGGUUCGGUUCUGUGACUGUGGUCGCGUUUCGAGAGUCUGAGAUCAGCACGAUUCCUGCAUAAUGAAUCUCUCUAAAUAUGCAGAGAUUUUUCGAUUGUGUAUGUGUGCGUGCUCAUGUAUGUGUGUGUGUGUGUGUGUGUGUAUGUGUGUGUGUGUGUGUGAGAGAGAGAGAGAGAGAGAGAGAGAGAGAGAGAGAGAGAGAGAGAUCAUGUUAUACCAGAUGCUGAGAUAUUUUAGCUGAUGUGCCAUAGGAUCACACAUCUUAUAGGCCUAUAUACUUAUGCAUAAUAAUGAAUGGUGAUACAGGUGCUUCUAAUGCUUAUACAUUAGUGUGAUGGAAAGUUGACUAUAUACAUUAGUGUGAUGGAAUGUUGACUAUAUACAUUAGUGUGAUGGAAUGUUGACUAUAUACAUUAGUGUGAUGGAAUGUUGACUAUAUACAUUAGUGUGAUGGAAUAUUGACUAUAUACAUUAGUGUGAUGGAAUGUUGACUAUAUACAUUAGUGUGAUGAAAUGUUGACUAUAUACAUUAGUGUGAUGGAAUGUUGACUAUAUACAUUAGUGUGAUGGAAUGUUGACUAUAUACAUUAGUGUGAUGGAAUGUUGACUAUAUACAUUAGUGUGAUGGAAUGUUGACUAUAUACAUGAUAGUGAUGCAAUUAUGUAUAUCUAUUGUAACAAUCAUAAUGCUACUAAUAUAUUAAUAAAAAAAUGCACACAUUUAACCUUGACCAAGAUAAAAUGUUAAGCCAGGAAACUGAAUACAUUUUUUUUUUCAACCUCAAUAAUAAUUUUACAUAUUACCUGGAACUGUGCUGCUUUGUAUUCCAGUCGUUUAUAUAUACAUGUAUGCAACGAAUAAUUUGUUAUGUUAUUGUUCCUUAUAUCCUUCAAAUACAACUAAUGGCCAGA